AUGGACUGGGAUUUCAUUAAAGACAUGCUUGUUGCUUUGGGUUUCCCAUAUCAUUUUGUGAAAAUUAUUGUUACUUGUCUGACUUCUACAACCUUUGCUCUUACUGUGAAUGGGUCCCCUCUUAAGUUCUUAAAGGCUAAAAGAGGUUUAAGACAAGGUGACCCUAUGUAUCCUCUUUUGUUUGUUUUGGGGAUGGAAUAUCUCUCUCCUAUUCUAAAGUGCACCAGUCAAGAUGAGUCUUUUAUGUUCCACCUGAGAUGGCUUGAAUCUUUUACUGAUGCCUCUGGUCUCCAUGCUAAUUCCUCCAAGUCAGCCAUCUACCUUGCUGUUCUUAGUAAGGAGCAUCAAUUUGAUAUUCUUAGGCAGAUUAAUUUGCCUCUUAGAAAGCUUCAAUUCCGUUAUCUGGGUGUUCCUCUUAAUUCUAGGAGUAUUUCCGCUUUUGAUUGUGAGAAAUUGAUUUUUCUCCUCCCGAAGAAGGUUAUCAAACAAGUUAACAGUAUUUGUAGAUCUUUUUUUUGGCAUUAUGAUGGGAUUGAUUCUAAGCCUGGUAAUGUGAAGUGGGAUUCUCUUUGUAAGCCUAAAAAAGAAGGAGGUUUGGGUAUUCGUAAUCUUGAAAUUUGGAACCUUGCUGCCAUCGGCAAGAUUGCUUGGCAUAUUAGCAGUCUUCAAGAAUCUCUUUGGGUUCGUUGGGUUCAUGGAGUGUAUACUAAAGGUGGAAAUUGGUUGAUUUUUAAUCCUCCUGUCACUGCAAGCUGGGCAUUUAAAAAAUUAUGCAAAGUUAAGGGGUUGGUCAGUCAAUGGUUGAGUGCAGUGCAAUAUAGCGUUAGCUCUGUAUAUGAUAGUCUCAGAGUUCCUUCUCCUCCUGUCAAAUGGGCUAGUUUGGUUUCAUUGAUGAUGACUCUUGUCGUUUUUGUUGUAGUAGAAGUGAAUCUAUUGAGCACUUAUUCUUUAGCUGUCACUAUAGUCAGCAAUGCUUUAUUCAGCUCACCUCAUGGAUUGAUGUGA
Molecule: messenger RNA, 1005 nt
Organism: Amaranthus tricolor (Joseph's coat)
Lineage: Eukaryota; Viridiplantae; Streptophyta; Magnoliopsida; Caryophyllales; Amaranthaceae
Exons: 4
Coding region: 1-1005 (334 amino acids)
Source: RefSeq, a predicted model, not a curated record